AUGCUGUGGAUGAUUUUUUUCGCCACAAUUUCCGCGGCACUCACGAUUUACUUGAUAUGGGCUUUCCAAAGAGCGAACUAUUGGCGUAAUCGUGGCGUCACUGGGCCAUCAUUCAUCAUUGGAUUGGGCAAUUUCUUCGAGUUAACCGAUCGAAAUCGACCGUGGAUGGCUCGUUUACCGGAAUUCACAAAGAAAUUCGGCAAAAUUUGGGGCUAUCAAGAGGGUUUAUACCCGGUGAUGGUGGUUGCUGAUUUGGAGUUGACACAAGAGCUAUUGCACAAAAGAUUCGAGGACUUUCAGCAAAGAAAAGGCAAUCACCUCCUUAAAUCCAAUCCUGAUGCGGCUCGAGUUCAUCUGGCUGAAGCAUGGGGACAAAGAUGGAAACGUUUGAGAACAAUUGUGACUCCACAAUUCUCAAAUAAUUCACUCAAAAGGAUCCUCCCGAUCAUCAACGACUCAUCGCGUCAUCUCACUGCACAUAUUGGAAAAAAUUUAAACAAAAAUGAGCACAUUAACAUUCAUCGUUAUUAUCAAGAGUAUACAAUGGAUGUGAUUGCUCGAGUGGCAAUGGGUGUUAAAGAAAGUCGACAAUGGGACAGCGAAUAUCCAGAGAUUUUGAGAGCGAUUUUUGAUCGAAAUCUUCGUGAACCAUUUUUCUUGUUGGCUUGUAUGAUGCCUUUCAUGAAAUCGAUUCUAACUCCAACUUUUAAAUGGUUGUCGAAUGUGUUGAAAAUGCCCGCAAGUCGACUCUUUCAACAAAUCGAGAUGGCUGUUGAGGAGAGAAAGAGAUUGAGGAAUGAAGGAAUCGUGACAAAUGAUGACUUCAUCGAUCUCUUUUUGGAUGCAGAAGCGGAAAUUGAUCAUAAAACUGAGGGAGCUUUUGACCGAAAAGAUGUUCAUGUGAACCGAAAGCUAACCACGGACGAGGUGAUCGCUCAAUGCUUUGUCUUUCUUAUUGCUGGCUUUGACACAACAGCCAACACACUAGCUUACGUCUCUCACUUUUUGACGAAAAAUAAAGAUGUGCAGGAUCGACUGCGGGAGGAAAUCGAUCAAAUCUGUACUACGGAGGAGAUUACCUACGAGCAGCUAAAUGAGCUCAAGUAUAUGGAUUGCGUGACAAAAGAGGGACUUCGGUUGCAUCCACUGGCAACUAUCGCUGUUUCUCGUGUGGCUGAAAGAGAUUGCGAGUUUGCCGGUGCACAAAUCGAGAAGGGUACGAUUAUUCAGGUCGAUGCCUACACUCUACAAAAAUCGAAAGAGAUCUGGGGAGAGGAUGCUGAGGAUUUUGUGCCGGAAAGAUGGAUGAAUGCUACUAAAGAACAACACCAAGCAUAUUUGCCGUUUGGUGGAGGGCCAAGGAUGUGUGUUGGUAACCGCCUCGCGUACACUGAAGAAAAAAUGGCUUUAGCGCAACUCUUGAGAAAAUACGAGCUGGUGCAUGCGGAAAAACCACAGGAAACCCUCGAUCUCCGCGGUGCAAUCACGAUCUCUCCCCUGUCGGUCGACGUCCGAAUUAGGUCGAGAUCAAAU
This is a messenger RNA of Mesorhabditis belari, 1533 nucleotides long. Lineage: Eukaryota; Metazoa; Nematoda; Chromadorea; Rhabditida; Rhabditidae. The record is from the annotation of a GenBank genome assembly.